Molecule: messenger RNA, 3304 nt
Organism: Oryza sativa Japonica Group (Japanese rice)
Lineage: Eukaryota; Viridiplantae; Streptophyta; Magnoliopsida; Poales; Poaceae
Source: RefSeq, a predicted model, not a curated record
GAGUAAAUCUCUUUCCUGUUGUGGGAUUCCUUUCUCCUAUGAACUCUCCCGUCGUUCUACGGUUCUCCUCCUCGUCUUCAUCGGUGUUGAUCUGUAGGUAAGAUGCCGGGCGCUUUACUGACCCACAGCCCCAAGCAGGCGCUCCUAGAUCUUCCACCGCUCCGCUCCGCCGGCUGCUGUACCAGCCAUCGCUGCUGUCGCACCUUCCUGCCGAUUAACAGCCACGAGCAGGCGACCCCCAUGCCCCAUGGAUGACGUAGGGCAUGCGGCGGGCCAGAGACGCCCCCAGCCGAUGUGCCGGGUGACCGGGGCACUGCAAUUGAUGCGGGUUAUACCUCCCGACACCGGCUGUCCACUUCGCUCUGCUCCACGCCGCGCGGCUGGCGGCAAUGUUUCCAAGCCCCGGAAUCUCUGCCUCCCUCUGCACAUCUUACUACCUCUCUGAGUCGCCAAAUUGCAAUGGAGGCUAAUUCCCUUCCAGUACUACAAUACUUACCAAUUUGAUGUGUUGUAUUUUCAGGUUUGGAGUCAGAUGCACUGACCGUCCAUAGCUGAAGGAGCCUGGUGUACGUACGGCUAGGCUUCACACAACUAGAUAUGGCAAGGAGUAGAAGAAGGCGUAUUGUUCAGAGCAAUGAGGAAUAUUUGUCAGAGGAACAGAUUGAAGAAGAAAAUACCCUUCCACAGCUUGCCACACCAUCUGAACAAGAAACUGUAUGUCAUGAUUCUGGAGAAGGCAAUGAAGACAUUGAUGACGAUUUUGAUAUCAAUGAUGGAGAAGGUAAUGAAGACACUAAUGACGAUGUUGAUAUUGAUGAUGAAGGCAAUGAAGAUACUGAUGUUGAUAUUAAUGUUCGAGUUGAAAAUGGAGCACCUGAAACACGUGGCAAGACAAAACUGAAAGAUGUUUGGAACCUUCCGAAAGGGCUUAGAAUUGUGGUUCAAUGCAAUGAUCUCAAUCAGGCGGUAGGGGAAGAAGCUGGAAUUUUGGGUAAAUUUCUUGGAAUGAUAGCUAGGAAUGGUAGUCUGUGUAGCUUAGGCUACACAGACUGGAGAUAUGUAAUAGGAAAGAGAGAGAAAAAUACAAAUGAACUAAAAGUUAAAAAGGACAUACUUAAGCAAGUAAAGAUGAGAUUCCUUUAUGCUCCUCGGAUGGAAGAGUUCAUAUUAAAAAAAAUUGGAGAAAGAUGGCGGCAAUAUAAAGCAAAACUAAAAGAUUUGUAUUUUGAUGUGAAUGAGACUAAGGAAGCUAAUUGCAACAAUGUCCCAGAAGGUGUGCUUUCUGACCAGUGGAUUGCUCUUGUCAAUCAUUGGAUGAACGAGAAAUCGAAGAGAAUAAGUGAGCAGAAUAAGAAAAACUGCCAAAAGAAGAAGGCAAUUCACACAGCAGGGACAAAGAGUUUUGCUCGCACAAGAGAAGAGAUGAGACAAAAAGAUCCUGCAAAGAAGAACCCACAUAGAGCUGUUGUUUAUGUCCACACACACAAGCGCAAAAGUGACAAGAAUAUAAAUGGGCAUGUGGAUAAUUUGAAGAGACUUAUAGCUGAACAACCAGCUUUAGCGGAUGCUAGUAAAGGAAAGACUGCUUGGAAAGGAGAUGCAUUGAACCAAAUACUAGGAGAUGACAAGCCUGGGCGUGUGCAUGGUCUUGGACUAGUUCCAAAGCCUAAACAAGUGCUUGAUGUGCCAACUUCCCGACGUUUGCAGAAUAUAAAUCUUACUACAGUGGAGGAUAACUCCAGUGAAGAUGUAAUGGCUAUUAGACUGCAGAUGGAAAAGUUAGAACGCCAUGUUGAGAAUAAUGAUGCUAAACUUUUACAAUUAAAAGAGAAGGCAACCAAGUUGGAAAAGGCACAAAAGAAUCAGUUACAGGGAGGUUUAGAUGGAGCGUCUACAAACAAAGAAGCUAUUUGUGAUGACAUACCUAAUUCAAAAAGGAGGCUAUGUAUCUUUAUGGAAGAAAUAUCAUAACAUUUUCUGCAUUAUCUCAUAAACUGUGGUAUAGAUCUCUGUUCAUUUUCUGUUAUGGACAGAGAGUGUAUGGUGACAACCCCUCGCAAGAAAUUUGUAUGUUUGAGGAGGGAAACAUUAUGGAUCAGCAGGACAACAGUUUGAUGAAUACACAAAGCCAUGUGCACGAUGAGAAUUUGCAACCACCAACUAAGCAUUCUACUGUUUACAAGAAUACACAGUCUUUGGGCCAGAAUCACAGUGGGAAGCAAAGGAAGAUUACUUCCUGUGCAAACAAGCGCAAAGGAAAUUUGGACCAGAAUGAGCUUAUGCAACCAGGGAAGAGUAUUUCUAGUGCAUACAAGAACAAUAAACCUGACAACCAGGACAACUAUAUGUUGAAUGCACACAAAGUUACAAGUACACACAAGAACAAAGAGAACCUUACCCGCAAGCUUGUUAGACCAAGCCUAAACAAGUAUAGUACUGCUUCUAAGAAACGGCAAUGCAACACAAUGGACUUUUUAACUGACAAUUCAACAGUGAAAGUGUAUGGUGACGGUCCCUUGCAAGAAAUUUGUCAUGUUGAGCAGGAAAACAUUGUGAUGAAUUCACAAAGCCAUGUUCAAGAUGAGGAUAAGACACCACCAACCAAGCAUGCUACUGCACACAAGAACAAACGAACCUUUGGCCUAAAUGACCAUGGGAAACAGAUGGAGAUUAUUUGUGCCAAGAACAAGAAACCUGACAAUCAGGACAGCCAUAUGGUACAUGCACAUAAAGUUGGUGGUGCAUACAAGAAACAACAGUGCAGCAAAAUGGACUUUAUCACUGACAAUUCAAUGGAGGUUGGAACUAAAGUAUUCUUAAAAAGUUGGAAAAAUCGGAAUACAAACAUGGCUCUUGCCACUAUUGUAAGUUGUGAUCCAACACGCAGAGUUGGAGGUGUUGAGCUAGGAAAUGAAUUUUUAAUGGUUCAUGUCGAUCUUGCAUUGGCAAAAUCCGAAGAUUUGAUUAGGCUAUACAAAGGCUACAAAAUUGUUGGUCAUGUUGUAGGACUUGAAAUUGCGUGGUCUGCAAUUUUCGUUGACAAGAUAAAUGGGUGAAGAUGUGGGGGAAAUUUCGUGACUGCCAGUACGCAACUAGGUCACCUGUACAUGUCACGGAAUGAUGAUGGCUGCAAGGUGGAGAAUGGGGGCAACAAGAUGUGUUUUUUUUGUAUAUACUUUAGAUUCUAUUUUCUGCAUUAAUGUUCUGAACAAAGGUUUAAUGCCAUGAAUUAUGCUGAUGAUUGUCUAUGUAAUGCAAAAUACUAUAUUUAAUAUAUAAUCGAUUAUCAUGAUUGAUUGGACUA